Parasteatoda tepidariorum (common house spider) is the source of this 2664-nucleotide messenger RNA. RefSeq lists its product as uncharacterized. The record is from RefSeq and is a predicted model, not a curated record. NCBI's taxonomy places the organism in Eukaryota, Metazoa, Arthropoda, Arachnida, Araneae, Theridiidae.
AUUGUGUUAUGUUACAGAUGUUUUCGCCCUGAAAGCACAAUGUACCUACUAAUAAAAAAGGUUUUAUUGCUCACAAUCUUAGCAUAUUUGAAGAUUGCCAUUAUACUAGCUAACAGCAUGCAUUCUACUUUCCUUUGCAUUUGUAAAGUAAUUGCAGAUAUAUUUCAAUUGCCAGCAUCACAUUUACUGAAUGUUUCACCUACUAGGAACAGUGAUACUCAAAACAUUUCGCAUAGAAGUAGUCCUAAAGUUUCUACAUUCGUUCAAACUGAGGAGCAAUCGAAACAACUUGAAAACGCCGGUUCUAAAUCUAGUACAGAUGUAAUUAUUUACAAUUUGAGCUCUACUCAGAAACUCGUUAUAACUCAAGGAAAUUGCAAAAGUAACAAAUGCGAAAAUUGUAAAUUUGCUACUGAAAUCACAACAUACGAGAAAGUUGAAAAUGUUACGGCACCAUCUGUUGGUUUUGACGGUUCAAAUAUUAGUUACAUGUCAAUAGAAAGUGAUGUAGUAGAUUCAAAAAUAGAAAAUGGUUGUUAUAGCUCCUCGACCAGUUCGUCUACUACAAUCAGUGAUGGAUUUAAUAGUCAAUUAGUCUGUAUCGAAGAUUCUGAAGUUAAAACUGCAAACGCUGAAAAUGCUAACAAUAAAAGAGUAUCUUUCGGAAAUGUCGAUACUUUUUUAAAUUCCUGUGAUAAGUUAGCUUUAGAUCUAGAAGCUUUAGAUUUCGAAUGUUUAAAAGAAACAGAAUCUGAUAACACAAGUGUUAAAUCUGACGAUAAAGCUGCGAAUAAACACAAAACAUCUAGUCCUUUAAGCAAAGUUUUGCAGAAUCAUCAGAACGUAAGUACUGAUUUAAGUAUGUUUAAGGCUGACCAAUCUCAAAUACCUGAGAAUAAAGAUUUAGGAACAAGAACUAACUUAGAUAACUGGAAAAAUGAAGCUUUUGGUACGGAUUUUAAACGACGAUUGUCCUUGCCAGUAAAGCUGAAUACAACCAAUUCUGCUGUUAUGAAUUUCAAACUAGCUCAAAAGAUGUUAAUUGAAGAUGCCCUAAAAAAUACUUCCAGACAUGAAAAAAGUUUGAAAGAAAUAAAAUAUCCUUUUUCAUCAGAAAUAAGCUUAGACAGUAAACAUAAUGAUGAAACAUACGAUAAAGGAGUCUUCAGUUGCAGUUCGUACGAAUCCUUGCCAGUAUCUGAUCACAUACGAAAUGCUUUUAAUAAUAGUGCGGUGCUGAGUUUGUACGAUGAAACUCUCCACAGCGAAGAUAAGCCUGAUUUUUCUUGUGUCGAUCAUUUGGUGGAAGGAUUUGAAGAGACUAAAAGCAAUCUAUCAGUGCUAAACUUAGCUCUAGAUAAGAUAAUCCCUUCUACAACGACAAGAAAGGACGAAAAACAUGAAACAAAAUUAUGUUCGGACAUAAAUUUAGAUUCAAGUGUUACAGAAAUGUGUAAUGUACUUAAUAGAUUUGUAACUGGUGAAGUAAAACUUAUUCCUGAGAAAUUUUCUAAUUUUUCCGAUAAAAGCUUAUUAACAAAUGGUAAAGACAUAUUACAAGCAGGUGUUAAUUUUGAAAAUAAUGAACAAUUUGGGAUAAAUGAUUGUGAAGUAAGACGCUCCUCCACAAAAGAAUACAAUUCUUUUGAUAAUUCUUUAAGGAAACAGAGAAAUGAAGAAAUUAACAAGAAAUCAGAAGAAAUUGACAUAGGUGAACCCAUAGUCAAUGAAAUUAAAUGCACGUCUUCAAGUUCAUUAAAAUCUGUGUAUUUAGAUGUAGAUGAAGCGACUGAUGUUGAAAAUGCAUUACUAACUCUGAAAUACGAAUCUGAAACAAAUAAAUCUGAUAGCUGUGAAAAUUUACAAAAAGUAUGGCAACAAUCUUAUCAUAAAAUAGCAUUCAUUGAUGAAAGCCCGCCCCAUGAAACUAGUCAUACAAACCAAAAUAUUUCAGAGACUAAUUGCAAAGAUCGUUCUUUUAACAAAGAUGAAAAACACACACCGAUAGAGGUAGACUUUGGAGAUGAAACAAACAAAUUUGCUAAUAACUUACUUUCAAUCCAGCAACGAUGGUUUAAAAGUUUUGGAGAAUUUACCGAAACCGAUAAAAAUGAGCCAAAUGAAAUAGCCUGUAUGUCUUCGAGUCCAAAUGGAAAGCAUGCUGAUCCAGUCGAAUGGACGGGUGCUUGUGAAAACACUGUAUUUAGUUUGAAAAACAAAGUGGGAACAAAUAAACCUGCGAACAGUGUAAAGCAACAGUAUAAAGCAUUCACUGAUGAAAUCCCCCUAUACGAAUUGAAUCACGCCGAUCAAAAUACUUUGGAGACAAAUUGUCAAGAACAGCAAUCUACGCUCUUUGAGGAAAAUUCAUCUUCUGGAGAUUCAACUUCUGAUAAUUCUGUGGUUACAGUGAAAGACCUAAAUGUUGCAGAAAAUUAAGGAAAACAACAACAAUCGAGAAUGUCUAUCAAAAUUAGUCAAAAACUAUGAACUGUGAUGUAUGAAUUAUACAAAUUGCAUAUAAAUUUUGUGACUUUAUUGUUUUUUACGUUAUAUCGACGAAUUAAUGUAACUGUAUGAACAUUGUUUUGAAUUUAAUUAAUGAGACAUAACUAUAAAUAACUUUAUUUGUAGUUUGAAUAAAAAAAAAUUUAAAGUGUUAAC